Messenger RNA from Paraphaeosphaeria sporulosa, 3360 nucleotides. RefSeq lists its product as uncharacterized. The transcript has 3 exons. The coding region runs from base 1 to 3360 and encodes 1119 amino acids. Lineage: Eukaryota; Fungi; Ascomycota; Dothideomycetes; Pleosporales; Didymosphaeriaceae. Gene Ontology annotation, molecular function: mRNA binding. The record is from RefSeq and is a predicted model, not a curated record.
AUGUUUGGCGGCGUCGUGCAAGCCACUGGUACUGGACAUGGCAGCCGCGCACACUUCCCAGCUCCAACUCCCAGCACACGACGCAAGGGCGCAGACGAGGGUGGCACUAAAGGCAACGGCGACGCAGACUCGAGUGGGACAGUCGCUCGCUCGCGCGCAGCGAUGGUGAACGGGCGUUCGAUGGCUUGGAAAUCGGCUGGGGUGUUCCGACCCAUCAUGCAGCCUGAUGAGGGAUGGCUCAGGACAUACUGUCGGUCUGAUUCGCGGCGCACAGCAUCGGCGCCGGCUUGCUGGGAUUCUGCGUGCGUCCAAGGCCGUGAAGACGGCCGCCCGAGUCCAGCAUCGUGGUGUGAAGGGCGCGCUAGCCCUGCCCUGUCGCUCCAGGCAUGUGUCGACGGGCGUCCUCCGGCUUGCGUGCCUCGACCCAAUAUGUCCCGGUAUAGCCUGAUGGCAGCGCGCCAGGGGCCAUCGCAUCCGCAUCCGCCGCCCAGCGAGACGCGCUGCGGCAGCCAGGCAGCCCGCACCUGUUGUGCUGUCGUGAAUGUCGCGAUGAGCGUCGCGCAUCCGCGUCGGCCUCAACCCAGCAGCGCAGCUGGCAUGACUGACGGCUGGCCCUCUUUCACAGGCCAGCGGGCCUGCAGCGGACGGGCAGCAAAUCACGCGUCGCCAGUUCGGCGUCGCUCGCAAACCCAGUGGGCGGAGACUGUGCAACGCUCGGCGGUACUCCCACAAUCACAGGCGGCCCAUCUGCAGCCCGCGGGGAGGCUCCGGUCGAGCGUGCAGCGCGUUAUCAAGUCGCGAACUGUCCACGGCCAGCCUAGCGAGCCCUCACCCUCGCCCUCGCCCUCGCCCACCUCCUCUCCGCGCUCCGUGCUGCCCGCCCGCCUGCGUCUCCUCCACCCUCACCCACACCGACUCGUUGAGAAGCACAGCCGCCCGCGACUCGCUCCCGCCCUGCACGCCUCCGCCCGCACCCGGCUGUUCGUAGACGACGUCCUGCGCGGCGUGCUGCUGUUCUGCCCUACCGCCUCCGCGCGCCCCAUUGGCUGCCCGGGUGCCCCAAGCGCGGCCUCGAGUCCCCCAAAGCCCUCCCGCAUCCUCGCAUCAUUGGCCUCAGCAGCACCUCUCCCACGCCCACGCACUCGCCGCUCUCCUGCCCCAAUCUCCUCUGCAGCGUUGCUGCAUGCGCUCUGCCCGACCGCCCGCGACCUGCUAGCGCCCGCUUCCUGUCGGCUGCCUUGUCUGUCUAUAACUGCCCGUGCCAGCACCGCCGGCCCCCCGUCCGCCGCCGCCCACACACGCUGCGACGCUCCCACGCCGUUCGCUCGCGCGCCUCGCACCGCAGCCCCAGGCUCCCUUCGCGGUCCGCUGCAUCGUGUCGCUCGCACGGCCUCACGCGGCCGCCAUCCUUUUUCUCGACGUGCGCAUCCCGUUUCUGCUGCCGUGCGCGCCAAUCACCUGCCCGCGCGUGCGCCUGCCCUGCCCGUUGGCGCCCACCAAAAAGCGAACCGGGCAUUACAACGUUUCGAAGCUGUUUUACCCCCAGAGUCGCCCUCAGCGCCCGCGACUGACAUCUGCCCGGGCCGGAACCCUCUGCAUCUAGCCUCCGCCGCCGCGACACUACACCUGUUCGCUUGCGACACGCCUCGACCGCCACGACCGCACCGCUUUGUCUCGCUCGCGGCCACUGCAAUACCCCCCAGACAAAGAGAAGCAUGGCCGAACACCAUGACCGCCGACGUCUUUUCGCCAUCGCACGCUUAUGCCAUGCCCGCGCCCAUAGGGAAGAGGCGGGAUCUGGACAAAAAUGGGCUGCUCUCGUUCAGCGAGGCUGAGACCAGCCCUGAACCCAAGGGCGCCCACACCAUCUUUUUGCGAAAGCUCCCCACCAACAGCGACAAGGAUGCUGUGCGCAACAUGCUCCUUUUCGCAAAGGAUCUAAUAGAUUGCGAACUGGUCUCUGCACCGCCCAAGUCGCCUGACGACAUGGGCUUUGUCUCAGCCGUCGCUCACUUUCGCACACUCGAUAGCGCAAAGGAGGCGCGCGACCUCCUCAACGGAAAGCGCAAUGCGACCAACGAUGCGACCAUGAUCGUCGAGAUGUUGCACGACAAUCUGCCAGGCACCAUCGGCUCUCGGCGCAAUACAGUGGAUAGCACAGCUAUGCGACAGGGAUCCAUCUCCGCCACGAAUGGGAUCGCCGGAGCCACGGCAAACGGCCGUCAAUCUUCGCGAUACAAUGGGACCUUCCAGAGCUUGGAGAAGAUGUCCCCACCAAACAGCACUCCGGGCCUUGGCAACGGAGAAUUUCCGGUCCAGAACCUCUUCUCAGCAACGUCACCAGUCAAUACCUCGUUCCCGCAUCGCAUCGCUAACGUGGGAAAGAACACCAUCAACGACGAGGCUGACGACGAUGAAGGUCUUCUCAAGGAAUCCAUCGGAUACGGCACGACCCCGGUGCAGAAUGCAGUCCCGCGUAGGACUACCAACCCAAGCUCGGGCAUGCCCAUCACUAGGGGAUUUGCGUCGCUGUCUCUGAACACCAAUGGUGUCAACGGUAUGAGCCCGCCGCCUAUGCCCAACUAUGCUUCGCCCCGUUCCACGGCUACCAUGCAAUCCCCCGGGACGGCCUUGUCCGCAAUGUCACCCCACUCUUCUAUCUCAUCUGCUAUGGGAAACCUGGGACCAAAUGCGAGCUACCAACAAUUUCAACAGCAUUACAAUCGGCCAACAUAUCCUCCCGUGAACCCGGCCGAUCAGAAUCCGCCAUGCAACACACUGUACGUUGGAAAUCUACCUGUUGAUACUUCCGAGGACGAACUCAAGGCACUGUUUUCCAAGCAACGAGGAUACAAGCGCCUCUGCUUCCGGACUAAGCAAAAUGGGCCCAUGUGCUUCGUCGAGUUUGAAGACGUGUCUUUUGCAACCAAGGCAUUGAAUGAACUUUACGGCCAUCCGCUCCACAACAGUGUUAAAGGUGGCAUCCGCCUGAGCUUCUCGAAGAAUCCUCUUGGUGUGCGCACUGGCCAAGCUACUACGAUGGGGCCUACAUCUACGAUCACCCCCACCACACCACUGCCUGGUUUUGGAGGAGGAAAUGUUAACAGCCCUCCUGGGUUUUCCACCGCCACUGGGCCGCCACCCGGGCUUUCCGCUCCUCCAGGAUUGUCCACCCCGAGCCAUUCAAACGGCUCACCUGCCUUCGGCAUGUACUCCAAUGGCGGGUUUGGCAUGAGCCAUAAUGAUAUGGCCAGCCCCAUUCGCUCGCAGCCGAUGCCCGCGCCUCUCACUGCCAAUGGCCACGGCAACGGCUUCGGCGGGAUGGGCGGAAACUACUCCGCUUACAUGAUGGGACGUUGA